Messenger RNA from Tauraco erythrolophus (red-crested turaco), 1134 nucleotides. The record is from RefSeq and is a predicted model, not a curated record. NCBI's taxonomy places the organism in Eukaryota, Metazoa, Chordata, Aves, Musophagiformes, Musophagidae.
AUGGCCAAACAACGAGACUUAUUGGUAAUCCAUCCGUUUGCCCGAUUGGUAUCUCAUCCACCCACCAGUUCAGGGAGAGACUCCAGAGUAGUCCCAAAGGAGCUCCCAAAAUCACAGGCACUGAGCUCCUCUCAGUCCCUGAGAAGGACUCAGCCUCCUCAGCAGUUACACGGCCACCGAUGGUCCACAGGUUCAGUGGAACCUAUGCGCGAACAGCUCACCGUGAUGUUAAAACAGAUGAUUUUUGAACACUGCAGAUCGUGUAUUGCAGGUGGCUGGGCUGAAGCACUGUGUGUGCUGCCAGACCGCUUGAGGGACUUCAUGCAUAAAAGAGAACGAGGAGAACUUUUAAUACAGAAAAUAAACAAACUUCAAGAUAAUCUUUUGAAGAAGGUACAGCUGUCGGUGUCAAAGGAUGGAUUUAUUCAUUUUGGAGAUACCGUGAUGCUUUUGAACCCAGACAACAAACCCUCAACGGAGAAUUACCCUGGAGCGUGCCGCAGUCUGACUUUGGCGGUUAAUCUGGAUGAGAUAUCCAUAUAUUCGGCCGCAUCGUUGCAAGCCCCUUGUGGAGUUAGUGCAGUCGAGAGCGUGGACCCUGCGGGUCGCAAUACUUUUUGUAUUUUAAGUGUUGAUGGAGGUGCAGUGGAUGAACCGAUUAGAUUCGGGCAAAAGUUUGUUCUUGGGACAACAGGAGGGUUUUCUGACCAGAUGUUAUAUCUAGCGAGUGACCACAAAUCAUUUAUAAGAUCUGCUAAAAAAUCUCAACUUCAGCAAGUAUUUUUGACAGAUGAGCUUUCCUAUUUGACUCGCUGGCAAGCUGUCUUCUUGGAUCCACAGCUGCGUCUUGAAAAUGAAGGAUUUCCAGUUCCCGCAGACUCCAAAAUUAUUAUUACUCAUUGCCACACUAAUCGGAGCUUAGCCGUUCCAAGGAAAUUUUGGACAAGGUCUUAUUUUGGAAAAGAAUAUGAAGUAACUUGUCACACUUAUCUGGACUCCCAUAAGGCUGAAGAAGAUAAGAAUUACUGGGUAAUAGUUACUGGAAAUCCCAGCAAUGAGGGUGGUACAAUGAUUGAUAGACCCAACCCUCACCCAGGCGAGAUCAGAAAGAAUGAAUUUUGUGAAGAGACAUAG